AAUGAGUAAUAUCACCGUUUUUUACAAACUUGGUUCUCCACCAAAUGGAAUUACAUUGUCUGACUAUUUUCCGCAAUGCUCUUACUUCUGACCAAUACACGGUUUUAGAUUAAUCGUGUGGCAGUGACGUUACUGGUAGGCUAACUGAUAAAUUGACGAGUGCCUUGAUUUAAUAUUUCAUUCUCACACCAUCUUUUUGGCUCCAGAGGAUAACCGAGAGUUUUAUUUGAAACAUUUACACCAUGGCAAACACUUGUUUACAGUUAAGCGGUUUUUUGGUCAGCUGCAUCGGAUGGAUUGGAAUCAUCAUUGCUACAGCCACCAACGACUGGGUGGUGACCUGUAAAUAUGGAAUGAAUACCUGCAAAAAGAUGGAUGAGCUGGGGGCUAAAGGUUUAUGGGCGGACUGUGUGAUCUCUACUGCGCUGUAUCACUGCGUCUCCCUCACACAGAUUUUGGAUUUACCAGCUUACAUUCAGACGUCUCGUGCCCUGAUGAUCACCGCAUCGAUCCUCGGUUUGCCUGCCAUUGGGGUCGUGCUGUGCUCCAUGCCGUGCAUCAACUUGGGAAAUGAACCGGAGAGCGCUAAAAACAAACGGUCUAUGCUCGGCGGGAUACUCAUCCUGAUAGUAGCUACGUGUGGGAUUGUUUCCACGGUGUGGUUCCCUAUCGGUGUCCAUAGCGAGCAAGGUCUCAUGUCCUUCGGCUUCUCGCUCUACGCCGGCUGGGUGGGCGCCGCGUUCUGUUUGCUGGGGGGCUGCCUGAUCACAUGCUGCAGCUCCGAAAGCUCUGCUCCCUACGCUGACAACAACCGUUUCUACUACUCCAAACAGGGACCCAACUCCGUUCCGCCGUCCACCAACCAUGCCAAAAGUGCACACGUUUGAAUUGGUCUUGCAACACACCACUGGAGACUUGGAAGCUCGUGGGCGCCUUACUUCUCCUUAUCUCUCGCUAUAAAAUGCCCGGUUACCACGGUUCACGCUUCAUGGGGCAACUGGACGCUCAUUUGGUGACAAGGAGUGAUUUGGCCUUGAAUAGACUAGCGCUCUUGUCAGGUGCUUCAGUGGCAGGGCGAGGCAGAGACUCACCCAGAUGUUACAUAACAAACCCCAGCCCCCUGCCAGCACAAGCGCAGACCUGCUGACCACAGUGAACAACACGGACACGAUUUUAAAGAUGUUUUUUAUUUGUUGUUAUUUCUUUUUGUCACUGACUCUGCGAAUUGCCAAACUGUUCUUUUACCUCCUUUUCUAUGGAAGUAGUUAUAUAAUUAUAGUCUGAAUUUUCAAUAAAUGAAAAGACAAAUGAAAACUAACACAAAUCAUUUGAAAUGUUAGGUCCAUCAAAGGGGAACAGCAUACUUACUUGUCCUCUGAAUCAAGAUGGCGAAUAGACAUAUGUUACCAGUUCUGCUUUAACAAUUUUCUGUUAUGUCUAGAAACGUGUAGGACAUCUACACCAAAGUAGUUUGUGAUUUUCUCUAUUUAUUGCAAUAUUUGUAUCGAUUUGUAUUUUUUUAUUUUAAUAAACAAUGUAAUUCACACUCA
Clupea harengus (Atlantic herring) is the source of this 1550-nucleotide messenger RNA. It is a transcript of the gene cldn11a, whose product is annotated as claudin 11a. Gene Ontology annotation, molecular function: structural molecule activity. The record is from RefSeq and is a predicted model, not a curated record. Lineage: Eukaryota; Metazoa; Chordata; Actinopteri; Clupeiformes; Clupeidae. Gene Ontology annotation, cellular component: membrane; bicellular tight junction.